GAAAUCGUCCUACACGUACCAACUCCAGACAAACGACUAGACCCACCAUUUCACUGGCACGUGUAAAUGAUUAACCCCCAUGCACCACACCACCACCAUUAUAUAAUUUUCCAUGUUUAUGCAAACAAAAUCCGUAUCUUUCACUUUCAUAAUACCAUGGCCUCCUCAGCUCAAAACCAACAUCACCAAUUCCCAAACGUGUAUGGCGGCGCCACCUCAGCGCCUCCGCCGACUCCAUCGGCUCAGCCUGGCAAUCUCCUGUCCACGUCGGACGCCGCCGACACCCUCUCGAGGUUCCUCAACCGCCUCACGCCGACGCUCUCCCUCCCUAGUCGACGCUCCCAAUCCCAAACUAUCUCCACCACUUCUCCUCCGAUCAUCUCAUUUUCUGACAGAACCGCCUCCGGGGUCGUCGACGAGCUCUGCUCUUCCUCUUCGCAACUCGGUUUCUUCCAACUCACCAAUCAUUGCGUCCCAUCUGAGCUCGCUAACUCAGCUGAAUCGGAAGCUCUUUCCAUCUUCAACCUCCCUAGAGAUCAGAAAGAAUCCUGCUUCCCCAAGAACUGGCCUCUAGGUUACGACGGAGAGAACGACGAAGACGAUGAUGAAGAAGGAGAUGGACUCGGUGAGUCAUUCUGUUUGGACGCCUCGUGCUAUUCCGAGUCGGCCGAGUUGUCAUUUUCUUUAGAUCAUUUAUGCGAGUUCACUCGUGCUAUGGAGAAGCUGGGUUUGGAGAUCAUCGAGUGCUUGUCAAGCUCAGUUGGAUUUGAGAAUCCGCUUGGGAAGGAUCCGACCCGGUUUCGUUCGUUUAUGUGGAUAUCGGAGGGUUUGCCCGGAAAUAAGUUAGUAAUUCCUGGUGAGUAUUACCCGUAUGUUGUGGGUUUGCAGUAUCAAAUCCGGAGCCAAAAGUAUUCGCUGCUGGCCGACUCGGGUUGGGUGUCGGUUUUGCCACAACUGGACUCGGUCUUGGUGACUAUUGGAGACAUUGCCCAAGUGUGGAGCAACGGAAAGUUAAAGAAAGUGAGAGGAAGGCCAGUGAUGGCGUGUUUGGGAGAAAGUAAAAAUUGCAGUCGCAGCAUAUCAAUGUCAGUGUUGGUGAGUCUCCCUUUGGAGAGUAGAGUGGGCCCACUUCUUCUUCCAAAGGCAAGCGGUAUAUCUGGAUCUGGAAUCCGUGAGAGCAAUGACAAUGGCAAUGAAAAUGUUGGUGUUGGUGAUGAUGAUGAUGAUGAUGAAAAAGAAGAAAAAUUGGUGUUCAAUUCAUUUUGUUUGGAGGAUUACGCAUGGAAAGUCUCUCACGAGCGUCUCCCGCUUAGAGAUCCCCUUGAAAGAUACCGUAUUCGUUAAUAAUAAAAUUAAGAUUAAGUUGGACUUGUUUUGUUGUUUUAAGAAAAAGGUAGAUCAAGAAACUGAUGGAUAUGGAAUAUUUAGUGGGUCUAUGUUAUUUAUCUCUUUUUGAUUUGUUAA
Molecule: messenger RNA, 1464 nt
Organism: Ziziphus jujuba (common jujube)
Lineage: Eukaryota; Viridiplantae; Streptophyta; Magnoliopsida; Rosales; Rhamnaceae
Product: gibberellin 2-beta-dioxygenase 1
Exons: 2
Coding region: 67-1344 (425 amino acids)
Source: RefSeq, a predicted model, not a curated record